AUGGUUGAGGAGCAAUUCCCCGAUACAACACUCCUGCGGAAGGAUAUCUAUAAUGCCCGUUCGUUCAUUAACCGAGAGAAGCUAAAUGGCUAUACACCUACUGCGGCAUUGAUCAAACUCUUUGAUGAGAAGAAGAUCCCAUACAUCGCGAAAUGGGCCGAUGAUGAUCCAGAUAGACUGCUUGGUCUUGUCUGGACCUUUCCGUACUGUCUACAGAUGUGGAAGCGCUUCCCCGAGGUUAUUAGCUUUGAUAACACAUAUAACACUAAUCGCUUCAAGCUUCCUUUAUUCCAGGCUACUGGCCAAACCUGUCUUGGAACUGUGUUCAAUGCUGCAUUUGGCUUAAUAGAUAACGAGAGGAGGGAGGGGUUCCAAUUCCUUGCAGAGAGUGUUCGCAAGCUCAUUACAAAACACUCACUCAGGGAACCAGAUGUCAUCAUCACAGACUUCGACAAGGCUAUGAAAGCUGCCGUUAAUGAUCAGUUUCCAAAUGCACAGCAACAGCUUUGUAUUCAUCAUAUCCUUUCAAACGUUUUGCUUAAAUCGAAGACUAGGUGGACGGGCCAACGUGAGGACAGUACUACUAGCCCUAGCGCUAGUGACAGUGAAGACAUUCCCUCACAGGCGGAUGGCGGGUUGAGCACUACAGAUAAGCAUCUGAUCGAAGAUCGGUCGACCGAUCUGAUAAUCAACCAAGUGGGCGACGAGGUCGACCGCCAGGAAGUCUCAAUAAGCCAACUCUUGCUAGGAGAGUGCAUAAAGCUACUCGAGAAACCAUCACACAAACUGGUGGCCAAAUUGGCAUCUCAGCCCAGCAAGGGCCAGGUAGACCUUCUAAAGUCCUAA
Metarhizium album ARSEF 1941 is the source of this 846-nucleotide messenger RNA. RefSeq lists its product as uncharacterized. The coding region runs from base 1 to 846 and encodes 281 amino acids. Gene Ontology annotation, biological process: regulation of DNA-templated transcription. The transcript is spliced from 2 exons. Lineage: Eukaryota; Fungi; Ascomycota; Sordariomycetes; Hypocreales; Clavicipitaceae. The record is from RefSeq and is a predicted model, not a curated record.